AUGGACAAAGGCAUUGAAUUCGACGUCCUCGACGCCCAUGGUACCGAGUACCAUCGCUGGGUCUCGGACAUAGAGCAGACUUUCAUCGUUAAGGAUCUGACCGAGACCAUAUUCCCCGAUCCAGCUCAGGAACCGCCUCAUAAGAGAACCAAAUCUCAGGCGCUCAUGUUCCUUCGUAAGCAUAUCGAUCCCACACUGCGCAGGCAGUAUCAAUCCAAGCACGAUCCAAAAGAUCUGUGGGAUGCCCUUGCCAAACGCUUCGGCAACAUUCACUCGACCUUGCUCCUAGAACUAAUUGCUCGCUGGGAUGAAAUCCGACUUUUGGAUUACAAGAAGGUUGAUGACUUUAACAGGGAUAUGCUUUGCCUACAAGCUCAACUGAGCUCAUGUGGAGUCGAGAAAAGUGAUGCCGACAUGAUCGAAAAGACUUUCUCGACCUUCCCUUCAGCUGCUAAGAUCCUCAUGAACCAAUAUCGGCUUGAGUUCACAAAUAAGAGGAUUACUACAUUUAGCGGCUUAAUGACCAAGCGGAGUCAGAAAGCUUUGAAACGCAAGGAUCAACAUCGGAAUGAACCUUAUGCACGUGGGACUCAGCACCACCGUGCCUCUGGUUCUCGGGGACAAGGUAGUGGCUUUAGUGGCCGAACCAACACUUGGCGUCGAGACACCGGUGCCGCCGGUGAUAGGUGUUCCGAAACAAAUAAGAAGAAAAGAAGGAAAAGAGGGAGUGGAAGGCAAAAUUCAGAAAUCUGCCUUUGCAGAUCAGCCUACUUCGACAGAGCACUGAGGGCAGCUAAGGAUGAAUCAGAUCAUGAGCCUCAUACCAUUAGAAAGCUACGGAUGUCAACUUUCCGUAGCAUUUUACGAUGUGGGUCCAAGGACCACUUGUAUAAAAGCUGUCGUGCUUCUGCAAAUGUUGUUGCCGCAUACAAGAAAUACAAGGAAUUGAUGGAAGUCAAUUCCACUGAAAACAAUGGAGUUGAACAUAAUGUUACCUUCAAGGUCGCAGACCUCAAUGGACAAUGUUCUGACUUAGAUGCCCCUGACUUUGACGUUAUCGACUAA
Molecule: messenger RNA, 1065 nt
Organism: Fragaria vesca subsp. vesca
Lineage: Eukaryota; Viridiplantae; Streptophyta; Magnoliopsida; Rosales; Rosaceae
Exons: 4
Coding region: 1-1065 (354 amino acids)
Source: RefSeq, a predicted model, not a curated record